Messenger RNA from Prosopis cineraria, 1449 nucleotides. RefSeq names its product polyubiquitin. Gene Ontology annotation, biological process: protein ubiquitination; modification-dependent protein catabolic process. Lineage: Eukaryota; Viridiplantae; Streptophyta; Magnoliopsida; Fabales; Fabaceae. The transcript is spliced from 2 exons. Bases 158 to 1303 code for a protein of 381 amino acids. Gene Ontology annotation, molecular function: protein tag activity; ubiquitin protein ligase binding. Gene Ontology annotation, cellular component: nucleus; cytoplasm. The record is from RefSeq and is a predicted model, not a curated record.
ACGCGUACUCUCUGAUUACGUGUCUGGGCACGAGGGUGCUCCGUCGAUGAAGCCAAGUAUUUUAGCUCUAUAAAUUAAGCACCACGAUUCUCUUUUCCCAUCACUUUUUCAUCCGAACGUACUGGUGAAGCAAUCAGGUCGUCUAUACUCUUUCAAGAUGCAAAUCUUCGUGAAAACCCUCACAGGCAAGACCAUCACCCUUGAAGUUGAAAGUUCCGAUACCAUAGAUAAUGUGAAGACAAAGAUCCAAGACAAAGAAGGAAUCCCGCCUGAUCAGCAGCGUCUCAUAUUCGCUGGAAAGCAGCUUGAGGAUGGGCGAACUUUAGCUGACUAUAAUAUCCAGAAGGAGUCUACACUCCACCUUGUUCUUCGGCUUCGUGGGGGUAUGCAAAUUUUUGUAAAAACCCUUACAGGAAAGACCAUUACCCUUGAGGUUGAGAGUUCAGACACCAUUGACAAUGUCAAGGCCAAGAUUCAGGACAAGGAAGGCAUUCCUCCGGACCAACAAAGGCUUAUUUUUGCUGGUAAGCAGCUUGAAGAUGGCCGAACCCUUGCUGACUAUAAUAUUCAGAAGGAGUCUACGCUUCACCUGGUGUUGAGACUCCGUGGUGGGAUGCAAAUCUUUGUGAAGACCCUCACUGGUAAAACUAUCACUUUGGAAGUUGAGAGCUCAGACACUAUUGACAAUGUUAAGACUAAGAUUCAAGACAAAGAGGGAAUCCCGCCUGAUCAGCAAAGGUUGAUAUUUGCCGGAAAACAGUUGGAGGAUGGAAGGACAUUGGCAGAUUACAACAUUCAGAAGGAAUCUACUCUUCACCUUGUGUUGCGUCUCCGUGGUGGGAUGCAGAUCUUUGUAAAAACCCUCACAGGUAAAACCAUCACCUUGGAAGUCGAGAGCUCCGACACUAUUGACAAUGUAAAGGCAAAGAUUCAAGACAAAGAGGGAAUCCCACCUGAUCAGCAAAGAUUGAUAUUUGCUGGGAAACAGUUGGAGGAUGGAAGGACACUGGCGGAUUACAAUAUUCAGAAAGAAUCCACUCUUCACCUGGUGCUGCGUCUCCGUGGUGGAAUGCAAAUCUUUGUGAAGACCCUCACCGGUAAAACAAUCACUCUGGAAGUUGAGAGUUCAGACACUAUCGACAAUGUGAAGGCUAAAAUCCAGGACAAAGAAGGGAUCCCACCCGAUCAGCAGAGGCUGAUAUUUGCAGGAAAGCAGCUGGAGGACGGCAGGACUCUGGCUGAUUAUAAUAUUCAAAAGGAGUCUACCCUUCACCUUGUUCUGCGUCUCCGCGGUGGCUUUUAGAGUUUGGCAUUUCCAAUUCCUUUUUGAUGUUAAUCUACGUACUACUACUGUGUGCUGUUUGGUCCUGUUAAUGUUCAUGUGAACAAUUUCGGUAGGAAAGAAUAAAAGCUUCAUGAGCGUUUUAUGCGUUCUGUUUGUUCUUGGGA